Molecule: messenger RNA, 2699 nt
Organism: Phyllotreta striolata
Lineage: Eukaryota; Metazoa; Arthropoda; Insecta; Coleoptera; Chrysomelidae
Source: the annotation of a GenBank genome assembly
AGCCGCUUGCCUACGUACAACAAGUAAGUUUAUGUGUUGUGUUUGUGGAAAUAUAAACGUAGAAAGUAGGUAAAUACUUGUAUUUUACGCGCACGUUUAGAUCGUGAAAUGCGCGAUUAUAUAUUCAUCUGGACAAUUUCUGGAUUAAUUCCAGCCGAUCCAAUCUUCCAAUUACAACGGAUUGUUGCGUAUUUAAUAGACAAUGCUCAAACGCAAUUAACGAGUGAUGAACACCCCCGUAAUAUUAAAUAAUUACUCGUUUAAAAAUAACUUCCAAAGUGGAGAUUUCAGGACGACAUGCCAAGCGGAGGGUUAAUGAAUGGAUUAAUUAUUAACGUUAGGAACUUGGAGAGUUGGGGAAGUGAAAUAUAUCCAAACAGAAGGAUUACGCGGUAAAACGGGAAACUAAAAUUACUUUGGAACAUCUGGAAUGUAUAGCGGCGAAACGACUGGAUGGAAAAUUAAAUUUUGUAAAUUUUACUUUUAGUACAACUAUUUGCUAAACGAUAAAAUUUUAUUCAGCCGAGAAAUAACGUAGCGAAUAAAUUAAGCCAUUCAAUAUACUGCGGCAUCGCGAGUUAUUUUCACAACAGCAUUUUACGAUUCAAUCCGAUUAAAUUCGAUUUUAUUACCGUCCCGUUUUUAAAAUACACCCAUUUCGAUAUCUCUAUGUAACGUUACUCUAAUUAUUUCAUUCUGGUACUUUUAUUUACCGCGUAAACCGACUAUUUUUAAAUUAAAAACCGCCUUAAAUUUUGGAAUUUCGUCCGAUUUGCGUAACGUGUAAACGCGCCACGAAUCCAGUAGAUGUAUUUUAAUUUAAAUGCUAGUUAAAUGCGCUGAACUUGACAUCGUUUCCAAACUGGAUUAAGUACUGUACCGAGCGCUACGAGAGUUACGCGGCGUUUUUAAUUCAUUAUUGGAUUCAUUUUCCCACCUAAAAAGAUUUUUAUUGUUAUUACUCUUAAUAGUGUGAUAUGAAGAUGAAGGCGGUUUUUCUUCUGACGAUUUUCUGCAACGGGAUAAUUUAUUCAAACGCGUGUUCCUGCUUACCGCAACAUCCGCAGGAAACGUUUUGCAGCUCGGAUUUCGUAAUUCUAGCCAGAGUGAAAAGGGAGAGGAUUGUUAACGAUAUGAGAGUGUACAAAUUGAGGAUCAGGAAGGAAUUCAAAAUCUCAGAAAAGGGCACAUUAGCUCUGAAAUCCGGCAAAAUCAGCACAUCCUCCGACGAUGGAAUGUGCGGUGUUAGUUUAGUACCCGGAAAACUGUACGUAUUAUCAGGAAGCAUUCGGAGCUUGAAGGCGCACAUUAGCAUGUGCGAUUUGAACACGGAAUGGAGCAAAGUGACGAAGCGUCAACGCAAAGGCUACAGGGCGCUCUAUUCGUACGGAUGUUCGUGCGAUAUCCACCGAUGCCCCGGUUUCAAAAAAUGCCGCAGGCGCCCGGACAGUUGCAGUUGGAGAAAUUCGUGCGAAACUAACGAAGUAAGUGGGAAAUACGAAAUACUUCAAAACCGCAAUUAUUCCAGUUUUAUCGGCGUUUACGAACGACGGUUCGUCGACCGCCACUUCUUAGAUUACCGCUCGAAUACGCGAGUUUUAUUGAUUGUUUGCUCGAUUCUUUUUUAGGGCAUAUGCAUGCGAAAGCCGCACAAAUCGUGCAUGUGGGCGCGGACGAAAAAACUCACAAGUUGCACGAGGGAAUGGCGAAGAAAUGGCACUCGGAGCGGCGGGACACAUCACCAUUACAAUUUCCUUUAAUUCUAAAACCGUGUAUGUACUACAGAGUCUUCAUAAAUGAUUGAUUCCCACGUGACCGAAUUCGAAAUGAACCUAGUAAAUUUGUUAUGUUUAAGUUGGUACCCACAAAAUAAGUUACUAGAACACUGUCAUUAAUGUCAAGUCAACGUCAACUCGAUGAAAUCUCGGUAGAAAUAACGUAUUUUUCUUAGAUUUUCCCACGGGUCUAUAUUUCUAAGGUCUGGAAACUCCCUAUGCUUAUGCAUUAGAGAAUGUGUCCGGUUAUUUGAGGACUUUUUGAGCUUCACUUUUGCGCCGCACCGUAGCGAACGAUCCGAGGACCAACUUAUCUCAGCCAAUCAGCGUCGUGAUACACAUAAAUCGCGGUUGUGAGAUGACAGUUCAAGCUGUCAAAACUUUAAAAAUUAUUAUUUGACAUUUGCACUUUUGGUUGCAUAAAUUUUUAGGUUACUUGGGAAUCAUCAUGUAUGAGGACUAGUAUAGGAACUUGUGUACAGUUAAAUCCAAUCAUCAUCAAACAGGUACGCGUAUGUGCAAAUACGUUUUUAAUCAAGUAAAAGCCUUCGGAUGUGUUGUUAAAAGUUAUUUAAGUUUCUAGCUUGAAAGCUCCGAUGCUUUCAGUUACUCGAAAAAGCCAUAAUAGAAGUUAGUUGUUUCUGUGUAUAUACAUAUUUUAUUUUUGUACGAAAGCUUACCUAUGUAUAUAAAAAUGUAUGUUGAUAUAAAAGAAGAGCUUUAAAAGCACCAGUUUCAAAUAAAAAGACUACUUACAAACCCUCUUCUUUUAUAACUAGGUACUUAGAUAAUGCAGUAUUAAUAUUAAUAUAUGAACAAAUGUUGAGUACAAGUAAUUUAAUAAUUAUUUAAUCGUUAUCUCUGUUACCUAUUCUCUUCAUUGUAAAGUUUCACGCAACUAUUAAACCUGAAUAAAGAUAAGUA